AUGGUGCUUCGAAUGUUAAAGAAAAUUCAUGACAAGAUUAUUAGAAGGCUGCGAUUUACAAUGGACGUCCCACUUGAGGUAUUUGAAGUGACCUUAUGUCACAUCAUUCAAAGCAACAAUUUUGGUCACCGGUUUGAGGAAAUGCUAGCCUACAUCAAAGUUUCCAUUACAGAUACGAGGAAGGCAGUAUUCAUUUUUAAAAAAAUGAACGUAGACUGUGUUAUCGUGUCCCGUGCCAAGCUUCUGAAGAGGUCUUUAGGAAUCUCUGAUGAGUUAGAGAGGUGCGAGGUGGUUAUCAGUGAAGAAAAACCCCUGGUACUGAAAUACCACAAGAACAAUGAGGUCUUAUCUGUGUAUUUUUGUUAUGGGUACUGGAACCAGUAUGGUAUCCCACAGCAUUAA
This is a messenger RNA of Porites evermanni, 402 nucleotides long. NCBI's taxonomy places the organism in Eukaryota, Metazoa, Cnidaria, Anthozoa, Scleractinia, Poritidae. The record is from the annotation of a GenBank genome assembly.